This is a messenger RNA of Laetiporus sulphureus 93-53, 781 nucleotides long. RefSeq names its product carbonic anhydrase. Gene Ontology annotation, molecular function: carbonate dehydratase activity; zinc ion binding. The transcript has 3 exons. The coding region runs from base 33 to 626 and encodes 197 amino acids. Gene Ontology annotation, biological process: cellular response to oxidative stress; cellular response to carbon dioxide. Lineage: Eukaryota; Fungi; Basidiomycota; Agaricomycetes; Polyporales; Laetiporaceae. The record is from RefSeq and is a predicted model, not a curated record.
CCCCAAACUCCCCGCCGCCACCGCUUUUCGUUAUGGGACAACACCCCGUUCUCGCUCACCUCCUCGCCAACAAUGCCCAGUGGGCGGAGGAUGUCGAGAAAGUCCAGCCGGGCUUCUUUGAGAGGUGCGCGAAGGGCCAGUCCCCCAAGGUCCUUUGGAUAGGCUGCGCCGAUUCCCGCGUGCCGGAUUCAGUCCUCACCGUGUCCAAACCGGGGGACAUCUUUGUCCACCGCAACAUUGCAAAUCAAGUGUUCCCAUCCGACGACAACAUCAGCUCGGUGCUCACAUACGCCGUCAUGGAGCUCGGCGUCACACACAUCCUCCUCGUGGGGCACACGCACUGCGGCGGCGCCGCAGCAUGCCACGCGGCCGCGCAGGCUCUGCCCGACGAUCCGACCACGCCGCUUGCGCGCUGGCUCGCGCCCCUCACCGACUACGCGCGCCAGACGGGCUGCAGCGUGUCGGAGCUGGAGGAGGCGAACGUGCGGAUGCAAGUCGAGAACCUGACAAAGUCAGAGGUGCUCCAGCAGGCCUGGGCAUCGGGGAAGCAUGUCUUGGUGCACGGAUGGAUUUAUGAGAUUGAGAACGGGCAGUUGAGGGAUAUGGGUAUCACCGUCGGCAAGUAGUGAAUCCCAUAGAGAUGUGACGGACACGAUGACGUUAUGGUUUGAUUGUGGAGGGCCUAGGUUACGACGGCCACGGACGCGUGUUACAGUAGUGUACGCAUACAUUAGAAGACUUGAAGAUGCAUAUAUGAUACCCAAUCGCACACAGAACUCAC